Habropoda laboriosa is the source of this 2425-nucleotide messenger RNA. It is a transcript of the gene HisRS, whose product is annotated as histidine--tRNA ligase, cytoplasmic. The record is from RefSeq and is a predicted model, not a curated record. Bases 425 to 2329 code for a protein of 634 amino acids. Gene Ontology annotation, cellular component: cytoplasm; mitochondrion. The transcript has 6 exons. Gene Ontology annotation, molecular function: ATP binding; histidine-tRNA ligase activity. Lineage: Eukaryota; Metazoa; Arthropoda; Insecta; Hymenoptera; Apidae. Gene Ontology annotation, biological process: histidyl-tRNA aminoacylation; mitochondrial translation.
UGUAAAGAAGAGAUUAGGUGUGUAACAUUCCUUGAGAGGUUAUGCUGCUGCGACGGCGGCGGCGGCAUGAAGUUGGUAGAACGGAGGACUUGCGUGGAUUUUUCGAUACGUUUCUCGUAUCUACAUAUUCGAUCGUUAAUAUGACGCUCGCUUCGAAGAAAUAAAGGUUGGUUGAUUUGAAAAAUUGACGAAUGGAACGCACACGAUCGAGCAAAUUCCCCCAUCGUUCGAAGAACACAGAGAGACGUGUAAGAAGCGGAAACAAACGAAUCGUACGCGACUAUUGAAAGUCGAUGGAACGAGCAGACCGUAGUGAACCGGGGUCUGAUAGUUGUAACUUACUGGAAAACACAGUGAUGCCGUGUCGCGUGAAACGUUUGGAAUUGGGCUUCGACGACGGAGAAACAUCGAAACGCGCACGACGAUGGCUGACGAAACCAGAGAAAGAUUGUUAAAAGAGGUGAAGGAACAAGGAGAACUCGUACGGAAAUUAAAAGCCGCUAAAGCUGACGACGAUACCCAGGAUUCGACAAUUUCUUCGGACGUAGAAACGCAAUUAGAAAGUAUUAACGAUGAUCUCGUGGAUGUCAGUUACGUGUGCGGUUGGUUACCUACCGCGAAGGAUGCGGUAUUUUUUGAUUUCUGUGCCACCACGCUUGUCCACGACCACCACCACCAUCCGCUACUCUCUAAAUGGCCACACUUGAAAAGAUGGUUUGCGAACGUUCGAAGCUUCGAUGUAGCCGAACGUAACAUGUUUCCCGAACCGAAAGGGCCGGUUGUUAACUCGUUGGUGGAGAAGGUUGAUCGUAUAUGCAACCUUUGCGAUCGAAAUGCGAUUGACCGAAAGAUAGCAGACGAAGUAGGAAAAUUGUUGCAGCUGAAAGUUCGAUUGGGGGACACACCACCACCUUCGCCACCUUCGAAACUUCUUCUCAAAACACCGAAAGGUACGAGAGAUUAUUCUCCCGAGCAAAUGGCCUUACGAUUGGGAGUGUUGGAUAAAAUAAUAACGGUGUUUAAAAAGCAUGGCGCCGAGACUAUCGAUACUCCGGUGUUUGAAUUAAAGGAAGUUUUGACAGGGAAAUACGGCGAAGAUUCGAAGCUGAUCUACGACUUGAAGGAUCAGGGUGGAGAAAUUUUAGCCCUUAGAUACGAUUUGACCGUACCUUUCGCUAGGUAUCUAGCCAUGGGAAAGAUCUCUUCUAUCAAGAGGUACCACAUAGCGAAAGUUUAUCGAAGGGAUAAUCCGUCUACGACAAGGGGUAGAUACAGGGAAUUCUAUCAAUGCGAUUUCGACAUAGCCGGUCGGUACGAUCCGAUGAUACCAGAUGUGGAAUGCAUUCGCGUUAUUUCCGAAACCCUACGGUCCUUGGACGUAGGGUCUUAUACCGUAAAAUUGAAUCAUAGAUCGUUGCUGGACGGUAUAUUUGCUGCUUGCGGCGUUCCGAAUGAUAAAUUUCGCGCGGUGUGCUCUGCGAUUGAUAAGCUCGACAAGAGUCCUUGGCCGGAGGUGAGAAAAGAGAUAGUGGAGGAAAAAGGGUUGAACGAGUCGGUUGUCGAUAAAAUUGGCAUGUACGUGUCGCGAUCUGGUGGAGAGGAACUUAUCUCCGAAUUAAGGGACGACGGAGAAUUGAUGAGAUAUAAGUCGGCGGUGGAUGGGCUUGAAUCUAUGGCGUUACUCUUCAAAUAUAGCAACAUACUGGAACUGACUGAUAAAAUAACGUUCGAUCUGAGCCUUGCUAGAGGACUCGAUUAUUACACCGGUUUGAUCUUCGAAGCGCUAUUGAUCGGUAAGAAGUGCUUUCCUAUCUGCCGAUCUAUACACGUAUACGUAUCGUUUUCUUUUUUAUUCGCAGGCGACGACGUUGGCGUUGGUAGCGUCGCGGGCGGUGGUCGUUACGACGAUUUGGUGGGAAUGUUCGACAGCAAAAAGAAAUCCGUACCUUGCGUCGGUCUAUCGUUCGGCGUCGAACGUCUUUUCAACGUUCUACAGGCGAAAUUGAAUCGCGAAAACGUGAAGAUACGUACUACCGAAGUUGAGGUGUUCGUAGCGACUGCUCAAAAAAAUUUGCACGAGGAAAGGAUGAAGAUCUUGUCGAUUCUUUGGGAUGCUGAUCUGAAAGCCGAACAAUCCUACAGAAAGAACACGAAUUUACUCACGCAGUUGCAGUACUGCGAAGCAAGUGGAAUACCGCUGGUUGUAAUAAUCGGAGCACGAGAAUUGGCAGCAGGCGAAGUAACGUUGAAGGACGUUGCGUCCCGCGCAGAAGUUUCGGUUCCGCGAGUACGCUUAGUCGAAGAGAUCAGGAAAAGGCUACGGAAAUGAUGAAUUGCUUUCGAACGCGCGUGGGGAUACGUCGUUCGAUAUAUUUCGACACGCGCGACGACGAAAGAGGAGAAGCGUUCCUGUGUAAACUAAAUU